Molecule: messenger RNA, 2207 nt
Organism: Erinaceus europaeus (western European hedgehog)
Lineage: Eukaryota; Metazoa; Chordata; Mammalia; Eulipotyphla; Erinaceidae
Gene: BCHE
Product: butyrylcholinesterase
Biological process (GO): choline metabolic process; acetylcholine catabolic process
Cellular component (GO): plasma membrane
Molecular function (GO): acetylcholinesterase activity
Source: RefSeq, a predicted model, not a curated record
GUAACAGUUGAUUGUAAUGUCAAUGCAGUCCAAUACACAGGCAGGAGCAGCAGCUGCACACUGCAUUUCCCUGGAGUAUUACACGCUUCCCAUUUCUUGCAAACUUUAACAUCUGUGCCACAGUGUGUCCGAAAUCAAUAUGCUGAACAAAGGUGCUGUUGCAGGCAUCCAUUUUCUCUGGUUUCUCCUGCUUUGGAUAUUUUUUGAAAAGGCAAGCAGUGAAGAAUCCAUCAUCUCAACCAAGAGUGGAAAAGUCAGAGGGGUAAACUUGCCGGUUCUUGGUGGCACGGUUACAGCCUUUCUGGGCAUUCCCUAUGCACACCCUCCUCUUGGCAGACUUCGAUUUCAAAAACCACAUCCUCUGACCAAGUGGAUGGGUAUCUGGAAUGCCACCAAAUAUGCCAAUUCUUGCUAUCAGAAUAUAGAUGAGAGUUUCCCAGGCUUUCCGGGUUCAGAGAUGUGGAACCCCAACACUGAACUGAGUGAAGACUGUUUGUAUCUGAAUGUGUGGGUCCCAACACCUAAGCCCAAAAAUGCUACUGUCAUGGUGUGGGUUUAUGGCGGUGGUUUCCAGACAGGGACAUCAUCACUGAGUGUGUAUGAUGGCAAAUUUCUGGCUCGGGUUGAGAGAGUUGUGGUGGUCUCAAUGAACUACAGAGUUGGUGCCUUGGGGUUCUUAGCUUUCUCAGGCAACACUGAGGCACCAGGGAACAUGGGAUUGUUUGACCAACAGUUGGCACUUGAGUGGGUCCAAAAUAAUAUAGCCGCUUUUGGUGGAAACCCUAAAAGUGUAACUCUCUUUGGAGAGAGUGCAGGGGCAGCUUCAGUCAGUCUUCAUUUACUAUCUCCCAGAAGUCAGCCAUUGUUUACUAGAGCCAUUCUGCAAAGUGGGUCCUGCAAUGCCCCUUGGGCAGUCAUAUCUUCUAAUGAAGCAAAGAACAGAACCCUGGCCCUGGCUAAGUCUAUCGGCUGCUCAAGUGAAAAUGAGAAUGAAACCAUUAGAUGUCUUAGAAACAAGGAGCCACAGAAAAUAAUCUUGAAUGAACCAUUUGCUGUCCCCUAUGCUACUCUCUUAUCAGUCAACUUUGGCCCAACUGUGGAUGGAGAUUUCCUCACAGAACUGCCAGACACACUCCUCCAACUGGGACAGUUUAAAAAAACCCAGAUUUUGGUGGGUGUUAAUAAAGAUGAAGGUACCUCAUUUUUAAUAUAUGGUGCUCCUGGUUUCAGCAAAGACAAUGACAGUAUCAUCACCAGAGAAGAAUUUCAAGAAGGUUUGACUUUGGUUUUUCCAGGGCUGAGUGAAUUUGGAAAAGAAUCCAUCCUUUUCCACUAUGUAGAUUGGGUAGAUGACCAGAGAUCUGAGAAGUACCGUGAGGCCUUGGAUGAUGUGGUGGGGGAUUACAACAUCAUAUGCCCUGCUCUGGAUUUCACCCCAAAGUUCUCAGGACUAGGGAAUGAGGCCUUUUUCUACUAUUUUGAGCAUCGAUCCUCCAAACUACCUUGGCCAGAGUGGAUGGGGGUGAUGCAUGGUUAUGAAAUUGAGUUUGUCUUCGGUUUACCUCUGGAAAGGAGAGUCAACUAUACCAAAGCAGAGGAAAUUUUAAGUCGAUCCAUAAUGAGACACUGGGCAAACUUUGCAAAAUAUGGGAACCCAGAUGGGAACCAAAACAACAGUAUGAGAUGGCCUGUCUUCACAAGCACUGAACAAAAAUACUUAACAUUGUCUACAGAGUCACCAAAAGUAUAUGCUAAACUCCGUGCUCAACAGUGCCGAUUUUGGAAGUUCUUUUUCCCCAAAAUACUGGAAGUGACAGGAAAUAUCAAUGAAGCAGAACAAGAGUGGAAAGCCGGAUUCCAUCUCUGGAACAAUUACAUGAUGGAUUGGAAAAAUCAAUUGAACUAUUACACUAGUAGGAAAGAAAGCUGUGUGGGUCUCUAAUUAAUAGAUUUACCCUUUAUAGAAUGUUCAUUUUCUGUAGGUCAGUACAAAAAUAUCAGUAGAUCUCUUACAUGCCUAUAAAGAAAGCUAUUAUAUAGCUGAAACAAAAAUGUCAGAAGGAAUAAUAUCAAUUUCUCACAUCUUUCACUUAGCAUUCUAUCUAGCAUUUCAAAGCCUACGUGGCUAGAAGACGUUUAAUUAAAUUUCACAGUUAAAAUAAAUGGCAAUUAAUUAUAUGCACAUUAAAACAUUUUGUAGUUCCAAA